ACCGGAACGACCCGCGUUGCGGUAGUCCCAUGUUAUAUAUAUAUAUAUAUCGAAAAUUCAAACCGACCAAAUUGUUGUUUUCUUUUAAAUUUUCGCGAAGCAAGAAAAUUCGCCAGCUCGAGACACCACAAUCCGAAUUAACGGAAAAAAAAUAAGAGGAAGAAAAGUAGCCGGAAAAAUAGAAAAAAAAAGAGAGAGAGAGAGAGAGAAAAAACAGUUCUGUGAUUACCAUUAGUUGUGGAAAAGUUUCAAUUUGAAUCAAUUUUCAUCAAUCGGAUAUAAAGCAUUGUUUCAUCAAUUCCGUUCAGUUCAAAACUGCUUAACGUUAAUCGUGCGGUAAACUUUGGUGUAAAACAGAACAAGAAGAAGGGCGGAAAACAUAGACAGCAUUUAAAAAGCGAUAACACGCGGAACACGAGAAAAAUAAAACAGAAUAAUAAAAAUACUUUCACGAGAGCAACUCUUUUUCGUUAAUUUGCCAUUAAACAGCAGUUGCUGGAAUUCACAAGUCGGGUUUGCUCGUCUCUUUCAAACGGUCAAUCGGUUCAGCUGACACAUCAAACAUAAAAUUGUUUACAGUCACACACAGAAAAAACGAUAACAAUAAUCAAAAUGACACAACGUCAACGGCAGUGGGGCAUAGUGGUGCUCCUGAUAGGCAUUUGCGUGAUUGGCACAUCAGCUCAAGGAUCAACAUUUAAGUGUCCAGAAGAAGGAUAUCAAGCCGAUCCACAGGACUGCACAAAAUUCUAUCGUUGUGUAAAAGAAGAAUCGGAAAAAUUGAAAGCGUAUGAAUUUAAUUGCGGACCAGGAACGGUGUUUUCCAAAAUUACUGAUAAUUGCGUUUAUCCCGAAGACUCGGGCCGACCAGAAUGUGCUGAUGUUGCAACAAAUGUCAUCGGUACCGGUGAUUCAGAAAGUGGUCAGCAACAACAGCAACAACAGCAACAACAACAACAGCAACAACAACAGUCCACUGGAACGACACCAACGCCAACGACACCCAAACCAACUACCACAGCAGCACCACCAACCACAUCGAAGGCACCAAGCAGCAAAGUCAAGUGCACACAAGAAGGUUUUAUGGGCGAUCCAAACGAUUGCAGCAAAUUCUAUCGGUGCGUUGACAAUGGAAACGGUGGAUUUAUUAAAUAUGACUUCACAUGCGGACCAGGCACUGUUUGGGAUCAAGAAAUUCAAGGAUGUAACCAUGCAUGGGCGGUGAAAAACUGUGGCGGUUCUCAAGUAGCAAGCGAUAGUUCGUCGAAUCAGCAAUCGUCUAGCAGCAAUUCGCAAAGCUCCUCCAGUUCAUCGAGCAACUCAUGGCAAGAACAAUCACAAUCAAGCAGUACUCAAUCACAACAAUCGUCUUCAUCAAGCCAAAGUAGCAGCAGUUCAUCAUCGUCAUCAUCGCAAAGUCAGAACAGUCAAAACAGCCAGAACAACCAGAACAGCCAAAAUAGUCAAAAUCAACAAUCAUCAUCAGGCUCGUCAUCCGGAUCAGGUAGCUCCAACCAAAAUUCACAAAAUCAAAACAAUCAAAACGGAGGAAGUCAAUCACAAGAAAACAAUUCAGGCUCUGGUUCCGGAUCAGGCAGCUCCUCAUCUUCUUCACAAAGCCAAAACAAUCAAAAUGAAAGCCAAAACCAACAGAGCGAAUCGAAUUCGGGCAGCAGUAGCGGAAGUUCAUCAUCGUCAUCUCAAUCACAAAAUCAGGGCGGAUCAUCUGGUGAUUGUAAAAAGGAAGGAUUCUUCGCUAAUCCAAAAGACUGUAGGAAAUUCUACCGAUGUGUAGAUAAUGGCAAAGGCGGAUAUACUAAAUAAUGGAGGAAGUCAGUCACAGCAAUCCGGAUCGAACUCAGGUAGCGGAAGUGGAAGUUCAUCCUCUUCGUCACAAAAUCAAAACAAUCAAAACGGAGGAAGUCAAUCACAGGAAAACCAUUCAGGCUCUAGUUCCGGAUCAGGCAGCUCCUCAUCUUCAUCCCAGAACCAAAACAAUCAAAAUGGUAGUCAAAACCAGCAAAGCGGAUCAAACUCUGGUAGUAGUAGUGGUAGUUCCUCAUCUUCAUCCCAGAACCAAAACAAUCAAAAUGGUAGUCAAAACCAAUCAAACCAAUCAAAUUCAGGUAGUAGUAGUGGUAGCUCCUCAUCAUCAUCACAGAACCAAGAAUCAAACCAAUCAAAUCAGUCGAACCAAAAUCAAGGCUCAUCACAAAAUCAAAAUCAAAAUCAAGGUUCACAAAAUCAAGAGACUUCAAACCAAAACCAAGGCUCUCAAUCAUCACAAUCUAGUAACCAAAGUGGAGGCGGUUCAGGUCAAGAUAAAUGCACCCAAGAAGGAUUUAUUCCAAACAGUGAAGACUGCAGCAAAUUCUAUCGAUGUGUUGACAAUGGAAAGGGUGGUUAUACCAAAUAUGAAUUUACUUGCGGUCCUGGUACUGUUUGGGAUCAAGAAAUCUUAGGUUGCAAUUAUCCAUCAAGCAGCAAUGCAGGCAAUUGUAAAACCACUCAAACCACACCUCAACCAGGAGGCUCAACAACAGGAUCGUCUCAAACGACAGAUGCCACAACCGGAACACCACAGUCAACCCAAUCGUCUGGCUCACCACAAACAACACAAUCGACAACCCCAUCUAGCACGACGACUCCAUGUGGCACGACGACCCCAUCUGGCACGACGACUCCAUGUGGCACGACGACUCCAUCUGGCACGACAACUGCAAAGCCCACUAGCUCACCAAGCAAUGAUAAAUGCGAGAAAGAAGGUUUCAUGGCUGACAGCAGCAACUGCAAGAAAUUCUACCGUUGUGUUGACAAUGGAAAGGGUGGCUAUACCAAAUACGACUUCGAUUGUCCAGAAGGAACUGCUUGGAGUCAAGAGUUGGAAACUUGUGAUUAUGCUGACAGCGUUUCUGGAUGUGCUGGUAAAUCGGAAACGACUACAUCAUCUGGCUCUACCACACAAAAAACGACCAGUGCUCCUCAAACAACAGGAAGCUCAACACAAGGAAGCACAACACAAGCAACAUCAACAACCACAUCAAAACCAGCACCAAACGAUGGAGUGUGUCGACAAGAAGGUUUCAUUGGAGACGAAAAAGACUGUCAUAAAUUCCAUCGAUGCGUUGACAAUGGAAAUGGUGGCCUAACACGAUACGAUUUCAACUGUGCUGAAGGAACCGCCUGGAAUAGUGAAUUGACCACUUGCGACCAUGAAGCCAAUGUUAAUUGUGCAUCAUCAAAUGGUACAACUCAAGCACCAUCUCCAUGCAAUACAACAACCGAAGCCAGUACAACAGAAUCAACAACGCCAACCACAACUGAGUCAACCACUACCACUGAGUCAACCACUCAGAGUACAACCGAGUCAACUACUCAAAGUACAACCGAGUCAACCACUCAGAGUACAACCGAGUCAACAACUCAAAGUACAACCGAGUCAACAACUCAAUCUACCACCGAGUCGACAACUCAAAGUACAACCGAGUCAACCACUCAAAGUACAACCGAGUCGACGACCGCCUCUACAACAGAGGAAUCAACAACAGCUGCUACAACUGAGUCGACAACAACGACUACCGAAUCCACGACAGCUUCUACGACUGAAUCGACAACCACAACUACAGAGGAAUCAACUACAGCUUCAACAACUGAGGGUACAACGGAAACACCACCAACAACAACCAACAGCCCACCAAAACAAGGAAACUCAUCAUGUCCCGAAACGGGACCAGACCAAGGCGUAUAUGUGUGUCCAAGUGCAUUCAGACAAGAUCCAAAAGACUGUAACAUGUUCUAUCAAUGUACACAAGCUGAUAGCAGCGAUGACAUGACCAUCACCAAAUUUACUUGCCCACCAAACACAUCGUACAACGAAAAAGAAUGUAAAUGCGUUAAAUCGGACAGCUGUCCCAGCAACAGUGCAAGAUCGUUGAAAUAUUUAAUUGAUCCGCGAACCAUGAUUAUGGUUUCGGACGAACCAUUGUGCCCAUCAGCUGGAUUGCAUCCAUUCAUGAAUGAUGAGUGUGGACCGGCUUUCAUCAAAUGCGCACGUAAAACUGGCCGAAAUGAACUCGAAGGUACGGUAUACAAGUGCCCUGAAGGAUAUGUCUAUUGGAAAGUGAGCAAACGUUGUGAACGUCCCGAAAAGCUUCCAAAAUGUCAGAAAACCAAACUUCUUCGCACCAAUAGCAUUCCAACCGAAUGGAUUAACCUUGGCAAAGCACGAAAAUUGAGAAUAUAAAUUUUGGAACGGGGAAUUUUUUUUUCUUCGUCGAAUGAGAAAAAGAAAACAGAACAACAGCAAAAACAUAUUUCUUAGUUAAUUGUAAUUUAAUUAUUAAUGGUCAUAAGCAAAAACGAACUGAUAUAGCGUUGAAAGUAUUGUAUUUAUUUAGAAUUAGGUAAUUAGGGAAGGAAACAUGCAAACAGAGAUGUUUGCGCUGAAAUGAUUUUGUUGGGUUUAACUUAUUCAAAAUUCAUGACCACCACUACGCCCCAACCCUCAAGAAUUGUAGGCUUAGACAUGUGUAUUCGAUAAAUCAUUGAAUAAGAAUAUUAUUCAAAUUGAUUGCAAAACAGGUUUGCAGCCAUAAAUGAAAAAUUUAUUUUCUAAACAAAUAUUUUGCGGGGAAAUGUCAAUGGAUCGCAUCGCUUUAAGUCGAACAUUUAGAAUUUAAAUCGAAUACUCUCAUUGAAUUAAACAAACUAAAAAGAAAACGAACGAAUUCUCACACAUUGAACUGACCGAGAAAUGAUACGUUAUGGACUUCUUUUUUUUCACGUGAAUCGAAUGGAACAGUGAGUUAAUUAUUUUAAUUAAGCACAUAUUACCAUUCGACCAUGUGCACACACGAUAAAAUGCUUUCAAAAGGAAGAAGAAAAAAACAACAACAAACUGCCGAACAUAUUAUUUAAAAUAACAUCAACAGACAUUUUUGUAAAACAUAGUAGGUUCGAGCGUAGCUAGACAUAAAAUCUAUUGUAAUAAAUCGAAAAUCGACAAAUAAAAUCUUACAAAAUAAAUAAGCCGACUAGUUUAUUUACUUUAUGAAA
Molecule: messenger RNA, 5055 nt
Organism: Sitodiplosis mosellana (orange wheat blossom midge)
Lineage: Eukaryota; Metazoa; Arthropoda; Insecta; Diptera; Cecidomyiidae
Gene: Mur89F
Product: serine-rich adhesin for platelets
Cellular component (GO): extracellular region
Molecular function (GO): chitin binding
Source: RefSeq, a predicted model, not a curated record